This is a messenger RNA of Hyaloperonospora brassicae, 2025 nucleotides long. NCBI's taxonomy places the organism in Eukaryota, Oomycota, Peronosporomycetes, Peronosporales, Peronosporaceae. The record is from the annotation of a GenBank genome assembly.
AUGCCGCUCUUUGCCGACGCGCAGACGCACUUCGCCGCCGUGUCGGACGACGGCCGUCUCAAGCUCUGGCACGUGGCCAGCAGCGCGCUGCAGCAAGAGCUCACGGAGCGCGACCACCUCAGCUACGCCGUCACGUGUCUCGCCUGGACGCAGCCCCAGCACAAGCGCAAGAAGCGCAGCAGCGGCCACGACUUGGGCCUCGUUGCACUCGGUACCAGCACUGGCGCUGUCGUUGUCUGGGACCUGGCAACGGGGCGCGUCAAACAUACGCUGCAGACGGACGACGCGAGCCACGGAGCAGUGCAGGCGCUCGCGUUCAAUCCACAGGGCAGUGUGCUGUACGCCAGCAGCGCCAGUGACAAGUACGUGCUCGAGUGGAGCAUGAGCACCGCCCAAGUCGAGCGCACGUUCCGCGUUGGCUCGGGCGGCGCGUCGGCCUUAGCCGUCUCGGGCGACGGCGCGAUCCUCGCUGCAGGGACUGCUGUGCUGCGGACAUUUGACCUGUCCUCGGGCAAGAAGAGCAGGAAACUCGUCUCGGGUCUGUCGUCCGCCGUGACGCAGCUGCGGUUCGCUGCUGCUGCUGGUAGUAGUAGUAGUAGUGCGGACAGGCUCGAGGCGUCCAGGUUUUUGUUUGCAGCGACGGCUGGCGCGCGGUUUGUGAACAUGUACGACCUGCAGCUGACGGAACACGACGCGCCGGCGCUGACGUUUGGCCUGCCGAGCAGCGCCGAGAGUGUCUUUGCUCGAGCGGUCGUCGGGGAGCCUGCGCCGACAAAGAAGAGCAAGAAGCACAAGAAGGACAAGAGCAGCGAGAUGGCCAAGCCGGUGGUGGAUUUGCUGGUGGGAGCCACGACGUCUGCCGGGGCGAUGUUCGUGUGGGCACACAAGUAUCACCAGGUAGACGACGCGUCUGAACUGGCGCUGGCUGCGAAGCCGUUGCGGCCAGUGCUGUCGACUGCUGAGAGCGCUGGCAUUUUGCUGGCAGAGCUGAGCCCACUGGAGGAUACGGAUGCGCGAGCACAAGUGCUGGUUGCCCGUGGAUCGGUGGCAAAGCCUGUGUUUGAGACAGUGUCGUUAGUGGAAGAGGACGCGCCGAGUCAGUGGAAGGCGAAGCUGGAGUUUGCUCCGAUCAGUGACGCUCUGCUGCUCUCGGCUGAACGGGCCGAAGCAGCUGUAGCCAACGGCAGCAGCAAGCGGCCAAAAGUCGAGGCAGCUCGUGAGGACGAAAAGACGUACGUGCCGACGCUCAGCGAGCGCCGCGCUCUUGUCAACUCGAUGACUGUCGCGGACGACACGAUCAGCUUUGACGAACGAUUGGAUGGCGAUGCGGACGAAGAAGAUGACGAACUUACUUUGGCGGAGCGUGUGGAGGCUCUGCGUGAGCGCAUUGAGGGCGACGUGACUAGUGCGCUUAGCCGUGCCAAGCGGGAGACAGGGACCUCGGCGAACAAAGCUCCUCUGGAAGACAAACCCGAUGCGUCGUCGCUUGCCAGUGUGCUCGAACAGGCUCUGCAGGCACGUGACAAUGCGCUCCUCGAGUAUUGCUUGCGUCUUCGCGAUGUCAAAAUCGUCGGGCGUACUGUAGCGCGGGUGUCGCCCCCCCGUGUGCUGGCGCUGCUGGAGGUGAUUGUUCGCAAGCUCGAACGCUCACCAAACCGCUUUUCGCGUCUUUGUCCGUGGCUGCGCACGAUCCUUCUGCACCACACGGCGUACUUGGUGGCUCAGCCUGAUCUCGUGUCGAGUCUCUCGGGGUUGUACCAGCUCUUGGAAACGCGACUGCAGGUGCACGAACAGAUGCAGAAGCUGUCUGGUCGCUUGGCGCUUGUGCUGGGUCAGAUUCAAGUGACCAGUAGCGCGAACGCCGAGCCGGAAGACGACGAGACUUGUGCUGCAGUGGUUUACCACGAAGGCGAAGAAGAGGGAAGCAAUGGGGUCAGGGGCGACGACAGCAGCAGCAGCAGCCACGAGCGGGAGGAUGAAGAUGAGGAAGACGAGGACGACGGCAUCGAGACGGAAGACGAGUGA